Molecule: messenger RNA, 411 nt
Organism: Parnassius apollo (apollo)
Lineage: Eukaryota; Metazoa; Arthropoda; Insecta; Lepidoptera; Papilionidae
Source: the annotation of a GenBank genome assembly
AUGGAACCCAUUAAGUCCAAUUCUAUGCACCAGAGAGUUCUAAAGGAACCCACUAAGUCCAAUACUAUGCACCAGAGAGUUCUAAAGGAACCCAUUAAGUCCAAUUCUAUGCACCAGAGAGUUCUAAAGGAACCCACUAAGUCCAAUACUAUGCACCAGAGAGUUCUAAAGGAACCCAUUAACUCCAAUACUAUGCACCAGAGAGUUCUAAAGGAACCCAUUAAGUCCAAUACUAUGCACCAGAGAAUUCUAAAGGAACCCAUUAAGUCCAAUACUAUGCACCAGAGAGUUCUAAAGGAACCCAUUAAGUCCAAUACUAUGCACCAGAGAGUUCUAAAGGAACCCAUUAAGUCCAAUACUAUGCACCAGAGAGUUCUAAAGGAACCCAUUAAGUCCAAUACUAUGCACUAG